AUGUUGUUGGGAAAUCUCAUCUCCGUGUCGGCCUUCUGUGCGCUGCUGUCUCCAGCGCUCGCAAAACCGUCUCACGGUCUUCCCAAGCGACCUCACAUCGAGGUAUCGCCUUACAACACCGGUAAAGACUUUCCAGCCCCUUCCAAGAGAGACAACCAUCGGUAUUGUUAUGUCAAGCCUGGCAAGGGAUCGAACAGCAAUGAUGCCUCUCGAAUCCUCAAGGCAUUCAAGAAGUGCAAUAACGGUGGUACCAUUGUUCUUGACAAGGAAUACACCGUCGCUUCGCCCUUGGACCUGACAUGGCUCAAACAUGUUGAUGUGGUCAUCACUGGAGAAGUGAACUUCAAGCCUGACCCUUACUAUUGGGCCGAGAACAGCUUCAAGUUUCCUUUCCAGAACAUGUCUUCAUUCUGGAAGGUUGGCGGAGAGGAUAUUCACAUUUAUGGUGACUUGAGCAAUGAGCAAUCAGUGCUUGAUGGGCAUGGCCAGGCGUAUUGGAAAGAGAUCGAGACCAACAAGACGCUUCUACGACCUAUUCUGUUUACUUUUGAGGGCGCUCACGGCGCUUCCAUGACAAAUCUCCGGAUGAAGAACUCCCCUAAUUGGUUCAACAUCAUCGCCAACAGCACCGACGUUCUAAUUAGCGACUUGGAUAUCCGAGCAUCGAGCCUCGAUGGAGUCAAGAUUGCAAACUCUGAUGGUUGGGAUACCUACCGCUCGGACAAUGUGGUCAUUCAGAACUCCUAUAUCGACAACACUGACGACUGUGUUUCUUUCAAGCCCAAUAGCACCAACGUUGUCGUCCAAAACCUCGUCUGCAAUGGCUCCCACGGAAUUAGUGUCGGCUCCCUCGGUCAGUACAAGGGCGAGACCGAUAUUGUGGAGAAUCUGUACAUCUACAACAUUUCCAUGUCGAAUGCCAGCGAUGGCGCGAGAAUCAAGGUUUGGCCCGGUAUCGAGACCAAGUUCCAAAGCCUCCUCAAUGGAGGAGGUGGUCUCGGACGGGUUAGGAACGUGACGUACGAUCGUUUCUACCAUCAGAACAACGAUAACGCCAUUACCAUCACUCAAUGCUACGGCCAAAAGAAUCAGACACUUUGCAAUGAGUUCCCAGCAAACCUAACAAUCGAGGAUAUCACAUUGAAGAACAUGUGGGGAACUACGUCCAAGAAGUACGACCCCAGGGCUGGAACUCUGGUUUGCAGUGCGCCGGAUCGCUGCAGUAACAUCGUUGUUGAGAACAUCACGGUCACGGUGCCUAGCAAGGAGCCUCCAGUUUACGACUGCCAGAACCUGGACACGACUACUCUCGACAUUACUUGUGUUGACCCAGCGGACAAAGAUAGGGAUACAUCGCAGGGUUAA
Messenger RNA from Fusarium keratoplasticum, 1365 nucleotides. RefSeq lists its product as uncharacterized. Lineage: Eukaryota; Fungi; Ascomycota; Sordariomycetes; Hypocreales; Nectriaceae. Gene Ontology annotation, biological process: carbohydrate metabolic process. The record is from RefSeq and is a predicted model, not a curated record. Bases 1 to 1365 code for a protein of 454 amino acids. The transcript is spliced from 7 exons. Gene Ontology annotation, molecular function: polygalacturonase activity.